This is a messenger RNA of Plasmodium vivax (malaria parasite P. vivax), 833 nucleotides long. RefSeq names its product tryptophan-rich antigen (Pv-fam-a). NCBI's taxonomy places the organism in Eukaryota, Apicomplexa, Aconoidasida, Haemosporida, Plasmodiidae. The transcript is spliced from 3 exons. The record is from RefSeq and is a predicted model, not a curated record. The coding region runs from base 162 to 833 and encodes 223 amino acids.
GAGAAAAGAAAAUUACAAUCGUUUGAUGCUUGCGAAAUUGGCAAAUAACUUUACACCAAAGUUAGAGUAAAUAUUUGCGAUAAUUUGUGUUUCCUAUUGAAAAAGUUAGCAUUAUAUAUAUAUUUAUAUGCAUAUCUCUUUUUAAUGUACAAAGGGCGAAUAUGGAAUCGAGUACAUAUAGCGAAAGCGAUGUGUCGGAAGAUAAUACUUCCAUAUUAAGAGAAAAUAUGAAGGAAGAUAAACCAUCGCAUGCUAAGGGGAGCGGUCUCUCAAGUGUUUUUUCUACAUUUUUUGCUUUUCUGACAUCCACAGCUGCUCUUUUGAACACUUGCUCCUUACCUUCACUUAUAGAUAAGUACGAUGCUGUGGCUAAGCCGGCUUGUUUGGUAGGACUAGUUGAAGAAGGGCCAGGAGAAGAAGAAGAAUGGAAAAGGUACACUUGGGACAAUUGGAAGACAAGAUUGGAGGAGGAUUUCAAUGAAUUCUAUUUUUCCUUGGAUAAGGAAAAAAAGGAAUGGAUUGAAGAGAAAGAAGGGGAAUGGGAAAAACUGAUACACGAAAUGGGAAAUAAAUGGACGACUCCUGAAAAAGGUUUUGACAAUAGGGCACAUUUAUCUGAUAGUCUAGAAGGGUCAUCAACAUGGAAUGAUUCUCAGUGGGAAGAUUGGAUUAGAACAAAAGGGAGUCAACUUAUGGAAAUUGAAUGGGAAAAUUGGAUUGAUGAAAAGGAUUCCCUUUUUAAUGAAAUGAUUUUGAAAAAAUGGAUUCAGUGGAAGAAUUCAAAAAUAAUGAGAGAAAACGAAAUGGCUAAAAUGGAAAGAGAGAACCAGUAG